Pisolithus orientalis is the source of this 501-nucleotide messenger RNA. RefSeq lists its product as uncharacterized. NCBI's taxonomy places the organism in Eukaryota, Fungi, Basidiomycota, Agaricomycetes, Boletales, Pisolithaceae. The record is from RefSeq and is a predicted model, not a curated record. The transcript has 2 exons. The coding region runs from base 54 to 431 and encodes 125 amino acids.
AAACCAAUCAUCCACAUCCACGCUCUCUCGCUUUGAACAUUGCCUGACAUUCUAUGUACACACUUCUUGAAAAUCCUCCUCACGAUCAGGAGACAUGGCGCUUCACUUUGCCCCAAACACAUCUCACCCCUCCAAGGAGAAGGAGGGACGAUAAUAGGAUUUUCGGCAAAUUUAUCAAGUUUGCGCCGGAGGCAAUCACCCUAAGCAUCCUCCAGUUUCCGAGCAACCGCGUUCUGCACAGCGAUGAUCCAGACAAGUUCAUUCUUGUUUCCUUCGAGAAACUGCGAUUCCCUCAGGGUGGCCUGAAGAUCAUAACAGGAUACAUAAACCGGUUGAUGCAAGCGGGUUUGUUUAUCAACGAUACUCAGUAUCGCUUUUACCCACAGCAACAGUCAGCUGCGAAGCAGGACAUGCUUCAUGAGGGAAGCUAAUAGUGAUGCUGAAUUGGACGAGAGAAUAUAUCAGAUGGGUGACUUUGGCAAGAUAAUGAGUGCCGCAAAA